AGAAUCCCCGGAGGAGGCAGGAAGGAGCCUUGCACAGGCGGCUUGACACAUGCGCCCCAUUCCUGCCUCCAGCUCUGACUCACCUUCUGACGCUUGGGGGAGGAGGAAUAGCUGCUUGGUAUUUUUGGCUUUCCCCCAUAAAACCCAGAGACAGUUUCCUUCAUCCUAACUCUUCCUCCCAUCCGUGUGGAACGUGUUUGUGCUGAGGUCUCACCUGAAAUCCUUUGAGAUCGCGCUGACUGCAGAUCUGAUUUUUAUUCACUGGAAACAGCACUGUUCACCUAGGACUUCCUGAAUCCAGCAUUGGAAGGAGGCUGCAGGUUUGGAUUCCCUGGUGGACAAUAAAACUCUGUCUGGUCUUGCCCCUGAUGAUGCAAGUGUGACCACUGCCAUCUUCAUGAGCUCCAGAGGUCACAGCACGCUUCCACGGACUCUCAUGGCCCCUCGGAUGAUUUCCGAGGGAGACAUAGGAGGCAUUGCUCAAAUCACUUCCUCCCUCUUCUUGGGCAGAGGCAGUGUGGCCUCCAACCGGCACCUCCUCCAGGCUCGUGGCAUCACCUGCAUCGUGAAUGCUACCAUCGAGAUCCCCAACUUCAACUGGCCCCAGUUUGAAUAUGUCAAAGUGCCUCUGGCUGACAUCCCUCAUGCCCCCAUUAGACUGUACUUUGACACAGUGGCCGACAAGAUCCACAGUGUGAGCAGGAAGCAUGGCGCUACCUUGGUGCACUGUGCUGCAGGGGUGAGCCGCUCGGCCACUCUCUGCAUUGCUUACCUGAUGAAAUUCCACAAUGUGUGCCUGCUGGAGGCAUACAACUGGGUGAAAGCCCGAAGGCCUGUCAUCAGGCCCAAUGUAGGCUUCUGGAGGCAGCUGAUAGACUACGAGUGCCAGCUCUUUGGGAAGUCGACAGUGAAGAUGGUGCAGACACCUUAUGGCGUGGUUCCAGACGUUUACGAGAAGGAGUCCCGACACCUGAUGCCUUACUGGGGGAUGUAAUACCGCCGAGGCCCACAGCGGCAGCCCCUGUGCAGUACCAGCAUCUGCUACGCACUGUCUGCUCCUUUCAUCUAUUCAAGUGGUUUACUUCUGGUUCUCCCUCAAGUGUUUUUACACUGAGUGCUCAAAUUUAAGAGAUAAAGAGGGGAAUAAGGGGAUUCAUCUUAGUAACAUUUUUAAAACUGGCAUUUUGAAAUCGUGUUUAUGAAAAAUCUCGAACUGGCUUUUAAUCAUUUUUAACAAUUUAAACAGUUUACUAAACUGGUUCUGCUUUAUUUUGAUGUCCUUGCCUUUGGCAACAUGGCAGGUGCAGGAGCAGCACAGUGCAGAAUUCUCCCUGGAUGGGCUUUGCCCAGGGUGCCCACCAAACAUACUUCGUUGGGGAAAACUGAUAGAGAGCUUCUCUCUUGGAUUAACCCUACCUUUCCUUUCCUAUUAUUUAGUGAUUCUGUAACUUAAAUAUACUUUUAUCAUUUAGUUGAUAAGUAAUUAUAAUGAAAUCUGCUGCAAAAACUCCUGAAAUCAAUGCCCCAGAAUCAUAUGAGCAUUAUUUUUAAUAAAUAUAUCUGCUUAACAUAGA
Messenger RNA from Perognathus longimembris pacificus (Pacific pocket mouse), 1574 nucleotides. It is a transcript of the gene Dusp14, whose product is annotated as dual specificity phosphatase 14. The record is from RefSeq and is a predicted model, not a curated record. Gene Ontology annotation, cellular component: cytoplasm. Gene Ontology annotation, biological process: protein dephosphorylation. Bases 398 to 994 code for a protein of 198 amino acids. Gene Ontology annotation, molecular function: MAP kinase tyrosine/serine/threonine phosphatase activity. The transcript has 3 exons. Lineage: Eukaryota; Metazoa; Chordata; Mammalia; Rodentia; Heteromyidae.